AGGAGGACAAGGACAGGGAGGACAAGGACAAGGAGGAGGAGGAGGCUUUCCUCGUCAGCCUCUACAAGUUCAUGAAGGAGCGGCGCACGCCCAUCGAGAGGAUCCCGCACCUCGGCUUCAAGCAGAUUAACCUCUGGAAGAUCUACAAGGCCGUGGAAAAGCUGGGAGCCUACGAGCUGGUGACGGGCCGCCGGCUCUGGAAGAACGUGUACGACGAGCUCGGGGGCAGCCCCGGCAGCACCAGCGCGGCCACCUGCACCCGGCGCCACUACGAGAGGCUCGUCCUUCCCUACGUGCGGCACCUCAAGGGCGAGGAGGACAAGCCGCUGCCCCCCAGCAAACCCCGCAGGCAGUACAAGGUCUCCAAGGACGACAAGAGCAAGAGGGCCAGGAAGGAGAAGGGCCGCGAGCAGCUGGCUCCGGACAAGGGGCAGCCGGAGGCGGGCGCGGAGGAGGCGCCAGAGCGGGGCCGGGGGACAGACGGACGCUCCAGCCCGGCCAGCCCAGCCCCCAGCCCCUCGGGGGGGUGUCCCAGCCCCUGCAGGACCCACAGCGAGACCUACAAGCGCCUCUUCUCCAGCUUCUACUCCAAAGGGAACCAUCCCAUCAUGUCCCCGCUGGCCAAGAAGAAGCUGCUGGCGCAGGGGCCCGGGGAGCCCGAGCAGCCCCAGGAGCUGCGGAGCAAAGCGGGGCGAGCGUGGGAGGUCCGGCCCCCCGCUGUCCGGGCCUGCUGGGUGCCCCCCGGGGCCACCUUCGGCCGCGACCAGGAGGAGGAGGAUGAGGAUGAGGAUGAUGACGAGGAGCCCUUCACGUCACGCGCCGUGUCCCCCUUGGCCAAGGAGGGCAGGGACGGGGAGAUCGGAAGAGUCCUUUUUGCCUCCAGGUGA
Messenger RNA from Ficedula albicollis (Collared flycatcher), 887 nucleotides. It is a transcript of the gene ARID5A, whose product is annotated as AT-rich interaction domain 5A. Gene Ontology annotation, biological process: regulation of transcription by RNA polymerase II. Gene Ontology annotation, cellular component: nucleus. Lineage: Eukaryota; Metazoa; Chordata; Aves; Passeriformes; Muscicapidae. Bases 72 to 887 code for a protein of 271 amino acids. Gene Ontology annotation, molecular function: transcription cis-regulatory region binding. The record is from RefSeq and is a predicted model, not a curated record. The transcript has 7 exons.